AUGCGCUUCCAAGCUGUCGCUAUCCUUACCGGCGCUACUGCCGUCGCUGCCAACUCUGCAACUCUUCUUCUUCCUGGCUUCCAGGGCCGCGACCUCCAAGCCAGUGUAGUCGCUUCGGCUGGCGAUGCCACCACUUACCUGGUGACCUGCCCCACAAGCGUGGCCUCCUCUGCCUGUGGAAUUCCCGACUCGGGCCUGACUGAGAUUGCAUCGCCGACCUCAGUCAUCCUCCAGGAUGUCAGCGCCGGAACCACUGCCAUCAUCUCUUGCAACGUUGAGGGCACCACCUCUGCCCUCUGCCACGCCUCCCAGGGUACCAUUGAUGUGACCCACACCUUGGCCUCGAGUGAUAUGAACUGGAUGGCCGUGACAAUCACUGGUCCUGUCUCGACCAGCACUCCCACCCCAACCCCAACUCUGACCCCAACCAACUCUCUGGUCUCUUCCACCCCUACCCCUACUCCCACCUCGAUUCCAGCCUCGUCUUCUUCCUCCCCAAUUCCCUCUUCAACCUUCACCCCGGCCUCCAGCCCUAAGAAGUCGUCCACCUUGCGUGUCGCCACUUCUACCCCCCUGAAGGUCGUCUCAAUUCCCACCGCAGCUGCUGAUUCCGUUGCUCCUUCCGCUGCUGCCGCCUCCGCAACCGCAUCGGGUACCCCCAUCAGCGCAAACGCCGCCGUAUCUCUGACCGGCAACGCUUGGGCUUUCGGUGCUGCCGCCGUCGCCCUGGCCUACGCCCUCGUGUAA
Messenger RNA from Penicillium taxi, 747 nucleotides. Its product is annotated as putative GPI anchored glycoprotein. The coding region runs from base 1 to 747 and encodes 248 amino acids. The record is from RefSeq and is a predicted model, not a curated record. The transcript is spliced from 3 exons. Lineage: Eukaryota; Fungi; Ascomycota; Eurotiomycetes; Eurotiales; Aspergillaceae.